Molecule: messenger RNA, 1667 nt
Organism: Polistes dominula (European paper wasp)
Lineage: Eukaryota; Metazoa; Arthropoda; Insecta; Hymenoptera; Vespidae
Biological process (GO): extrinsic apoptotic signaling pathway in absence of ligand; regulation of apoptotic process; intrinsic apoptotic signaling pathway in response to DNA damage
Cellular component (GO): mitochondrial outer membrane
Molecular function (GO): BH domain binding
Source: RefSeq, a predicted model, not a curated record
AACGUAGAGAGCGCUUCGUCGGCCGGCGAAUGACGACGACUACGACGACGACGACGACGACCAAGAGACCAACUACGCGACGAGUAACAACGAACGUUUUAACUCCAACAGUUUUAAGGAGAAAUUAAGAAAAAAAAAACAAUAUCUAAUAAUAAUAAUAAUAAUUCUCGUUGUUUGUGGCCCAGUUAUAUAAUUUGACAUAUUGAAAAUAAUUUGGUUUGGUGUUAAGUGAGAUGAAAAAUAAAAAGUAAUUAUUUCAAAUAGUUCAUUUUGUUAUGAGAGGAAGUAUUAACGAUCAACGAAAGGAUAGAAGACUUACUGUGAGAAAUAUUCGCGCGUGAAAGUUGAAAAGAGAGAAAAAUAAAGAAAGAGAGAAAAAGAAGAAGAAGAAGGAGAGAAGAGAAAAUUAAACGUUAGGAAGAAAAGGAAAAAAAAAAGAGUUAAAAGAGGAAAAGAAUGGCCGGCGACGAAGGAGCGCCGAAGACGAACAAUGAGAUCUUCGCGAAGGAGGGAGAGGAGGUAAGGGGUGCGUUAGCGCGGGGAGAACCGCAUUCCAGAGUGGGCGGCAUUCUGGAAUGCGAUCCACCCGGUAACAGGAAUUCACCGAGCAAGCAACAAGCCUGCAGCGCCGUAGUUGCCGCUGCCGGCACUGUCUCCAACGAAGCCGAGGACUAUAAAGAUGAGGAAGAGUCUGAACAGGAACUUGAUGAAAGGGAUGGAAGUGAAGGGGAAGGAGGAGGGAUAAUAUACAGAUAUGCCAUACGGACUGCUACCAGUGUUAUGUCUUUUAUCGAAAUGUGCCAGAUACGAUUGCAAUAUCUUUUCCCACAAUUGACACCACCCCCACGAUACAGACUCUGUGAGAACUCGAUUGAAUAUACUGCCGAGUGUUUGGCUAACGACGUGAUACGCUAUCUCUUGAAGGAAGACAUUUAUCGUAUAUCAAGAGAUCCGAUAUCUCGCAGCAUGCGGCAUAACGUAUACCGGAUGCUGAACAAGCACAAUAUACUAUUCACAAGUAUGGUCAACCGUUUAAACGUUAGCCCUGAUACCGCAUAUGAAACUUUUCGUAUAGUCGCUGACGAAUUGUUCAUUCGUGGUGUUACGUGGGCGAAAAUUGUUUGUUUGUACACUUUUACGGGAAGACUUGCAUUAUGGGCCAGAGAUAGGAGAAUGACAACACUAAAACAAAAAUUACCUAUAUACAUCUCAAGAUAUAUCGCUGACGAAAUUGCUAUUUUUAUCAAGGAAUAUGGAUGGGAACAACUUUGCGAAGAAUAUCCAGUUGCCGAAGAAACUAGCGAUGCAAUUUGGAGAAGUCUUGUAAUGACUGGUGCAGCCCUAAGCUUGGUGACCGCCAUAUUAACCGCAACAUCCUGAUACAACGUCGCAAAUUGUUGCUUAACCCAUGGUACUUUCCGAUUGAAACCCUUAUGCGUACUUAUUUUUUACGAGAACGCGAUCAAAAGGAUAUUCGAACGUGUUCUUCUUUCCCGCGCUUAGGACGCAACCCAACGAAACAAGUGUUUACUACACUACUACUACUAUACUACUAUUCACACACAGAAAAGUCACAGAUACACUAAUUGAAAAGCACAAGUUCGUUGGAACGUUUAGUUUAAACGUAAACGAAUCUUGAUGCAAUAAAACUUUCAUAUCACUUCCAA